Molecule: messenger RNA, 899 nt
Organism: Capsicum annuum
Lineage: Eukaryota; Viridiplantae; Streptophyta; Magnoliopsida; Solanales; Solanaceae
Product: glycine-rich cell wall structural protein
Exons: 3
Coding region: 67-684 (205 amino acids)
Source: RefSeq, a predicted model, not a curated record
ACAUAUAAUCAUCAUAACUCAAGUAGCUAGUAAUAGUUAUAAAGUUUUUAAGCAAGAAAAAGGAAAAUGGGAUUAAAGGCUUUUAUUAUUUUAAGCUUUGUUUUGGCUAUUUUUGUUAUUUUAAAAUCAGAUGUUGCAGCUAGGGAGUUGGCAGAGAGCUCCACCAAUACUGUGGAAAUGACUAAGACCUUCGAGAAGGCAAAUGAGGUCAAUGACGCGAAAUAUCCAGGGGGAGGGUACCCCGGAGGAGGUUAUGGAGGGUACCCUGGUGGGUACCCGGGGCGUUGGUAUGGUGGAGGAUACCCUGGAGGCGAAUACUGCCGCUAUGGUUGUUGCCGAAGGAAUUACUAUGGUGAUGUUUGUUAUAGGUGUUGUAAUUACCCUUCAAAAGCAUCGUCGGAUAGACCAAUUGACACCCCCAAAUUUCUAGGAGGUGAAGUUCCAGGAUUUGUAGGAGGCGUAUUUGGAGGAUUUCCGAGAACAGGAUAUGGUGGAUACCCUGUUGGUGGGUUUGGUGGACCUGGUGGUGGAUAUGGCGGAUUUGGUGGAUACCCUGGUAGUGGUGGUCGAGGAUAUUAUGGAGGUUAUCCAUUUAGAGGAGGAUAUGGUGGAUUUUAUCCUGGUGGUGGUUAUGGCGGAGGAUAUCCUAGAGGUGGUUGGUACGGAGUAUUGCCUCGCAACUAAUAAUUAAUUAAUUAGGUUAUAAGGAAUACAUAUGAAGAAAUAUUUAUGGUGGUUAGUUAUAUAUUUGUACUUUAUGUUUUAAUAACAGUUUUAUGUUGCAACUUGCAAGUAUGAAUAAAUAUUGUAUCGUAAGUCUCCAUUCACUUACUACUAUGGAUGGAUGGUCAUGUCAUGUUUCUUUAUAUAAAUAAUAAAUAUAUGAGAGAUUACUUAUA